AUGGAAAGGUUGUUGAGUCUAGGUGCAAGAGUUCCAGGGUUGGGCCAGGGCUCUCCUCCAACUGAUGCCCCAGUUGUUGACACAGCUGAACAAGUCUACAUCUCAUCUUUGGCCUUACUGAAGAUGUUAAAACAUGGCCGUGCUGGUGUUCCUAUGGAGGUGAUGGGUCUGAUGUUGGGGGAGUUUGUUGAUGAUUACACUGUCCGUGUUAUUGAUGUUUUUGCCAUGCCACAGUCAGGAACGGGUGUGAGUGUAGAGGCCGUGGACCCAGUUUUCCAGGCCAAGAUGUUGGACAUGCUCCGACAGACUGGAAGGCCUGAAAUGGUGGUAGGAUGGUACCACUCCCAUCCUGGCUUUGGUUGCUGGCUGUCUGGAGUGGAUAUCAACACUCAACAGAGCUUUGAGGCCCUCUCCGAGCGGGCUGUCGCAGUUGUGGUCGACCCUAUUCAGAGUGUCAAAGGAAAGGUGGUGAUUGAUGCCUUCAGGCUGAUCAACCCCAACAUGAUGGUGCUGGGUCAGGAACCCAGGCAGACCACCUCAAACCUUGGCCACCUCAACAAGCCUUCCAUCCAGGCACUCAUCCAUGGGUUGAACCGGCACUACUACUCCAUUGCCAUCAACUACAGGAAAAAUGAGCUGGAGCAGAAGAUGUUGUUGAACUUGCAUAAGAAGAGUUGGGUGGACGGCCUACAGCUGCAGAACUACUCUGAGCAUUGUUCCCUGAAUGAGACAACUGUUGGGGAGAUGCUAGAGCUGGCCAAGAACUACCACAAGGCGUUAGAAGAGGAAGAAACAAUGACCCCAGAACAACUAGCCAUCAAACAUGUGGGGAAGCAGGACCCAAAGCGCCACCUGGAGGAAGCCGUCGGAGUGAUUAUGACCAAGAAUAUUGUCCAGUGCUUGGGUGCCAUGCUGCACACCGUCGUCUUUAAAUAA
Molecule: messenger RNA, 936 nt
Organism: Candidula unifasciata
Lineage: Eukaryota; Metazoa; Mollusca; Gastropoda; Stylommatophora; Geomitridae
Source: the annotation of a GenBank genome assembly